Humulus lupulus (European hop) is the source of this 2664-nucleotide messenger RNA. RefSeq lists its product as uncharacterized. The transcript is spliced from 2 exons. The record is from RefSeq and is a predicted model, not a curated record. Bases 1 to 2664 code for a protein of 887 amino acids. Lineage: Eukaryota; Viridiplantae; Streptophyta; Magnoliopsida; Rosales; Cannabaceae.
AUGAAUAAGGUGAAUAAACAGAAGACUAUUCUGGAUGUGUGUAGGCUGAAUAAAGUUGGGCUUGGGGCUCUUCUUGAAACAAAAAUCAGGGUAGUCAAGCUGAAAGAAGUUAUGAACACCAUGUUUUAUGGUUGGGAGUUUUACAGUAGUAAGGUUGUGGAAGGUAGAAUCUUGGUGAUUUGGAAUGCUAAAAUGGUGCAGCUGGAAGUGUUACAAGAAAGUGAUCAACUAUUACACUAUCAAGUUAGGUUGCAUAAUCAGAAUUUUUUCUGUAUUACUUUUGUUUAUGGUUCAAAUAAUUUGGAAAUGAGGAGGUGCUUAUGGAUGGAUUUGGAGCACUUGUCUGGGCCUAGUAAAGCUUGGAUGGUUCUUGGGGAUUUCAAUGCAACUUUUAAUCCUAACGAUAGAAUGGGUGGUCGUCCUAUCACUUUGAAAGAAAUGGAGGAUGCUAGAAAAUGGUUAGAGCUUGGUUUGGUGGAAGAAAUGAAGACCAUGGGUCCGUUCUUCACUUGGUCUAAUAAUCAAGAAGGUGGGGCUCAUAUUUUUUCUAAGUUGGGUAGGGUGUUUGUUAAUGAAUCUUGGCUAGAUGAUCAUCCUUUAGCUUCGGCUGGGACUCAGUGGGAGAUUGGUUCAGAUCAUUCCAUGAUUUUGAUUAAGCAGCUGCCAGCUAUAAGGGUGGGGGUGAAGCCAUUUCGUUUUUAUAAUAUGUGGAUUUCUCACCCUCAAUUUAGAGAAGUUGUUCUUAAUAACUGGAACCAGCCUUUGAGAUUUUCUGGCAGGGGUUUAGAUCAAAUUAGUUGGAAGUUAAUUCGGCUCAAGCAUACCCUGAAGAAAUUUAACUGGAAGAUUAUGGGGGUUGUUUCGUGUAAUUAUGAGAGAAGCAAACUUGAGUAUCAACAAGCUCAUUCUAAAUGUCUUGCUGAUCUGUCCAAUAGAGUGCUUUCCAUUGAAGACCGAGAGACUUAUCUUGAGUUUAAGAGGCAUGAGAAGUUAUAUGCUAGCUAUCUUUAUCAAAAGAGUAAAAUAGAUUGGUCAAGGUUUGGGGAUUCCAAUUCCUCUUUCUUUCAUGCCAGUCUAAAGAAAAGAAAGUUAGCUAAUAGGAUUGUUUCAUUUGUUUCUGCUGAUGGAAAAAUUGUUGAUGAUUAUGAUAAAGUUACAGACCACUUUCUGGUUCACUUAAAAAAAUUUAUGGGUACAACUAGUAAAGCUUCAGGGGUUAUUGAUUAUCAAGCUAUCUGUUUUGGAUCUGUUUUGAGCAGGGAGGACCAGCUGUGUUUGAUUAAACCUUUUACUAUCAAGGAGGUUAAAAUAGCUAUGUUUAGCAUCCAUUCUCUCAAAAGUCCAGGUCCGGAUGGGUUUGGGGCUGGCUUCUUUAAAGCUUUAUGGAAGGAUAUUGGUAUGGAAAUUGCUUGGGCUGUUCUUGAUUUUUUUGAGACAGCUAUCAUUCCUCACUCUUUGAACAGUUAUAAUAGGAGAAAUAUUUCUCCUCGUUGCCUUAUGAAGAUUGAUAUAAGCAAAGCUUAUGACUCAAUUGACUGGAAUUUUUUGGAAAAUCUUCUUAAUGCAUUGUGCUUUCCGAAGAGGUUUAUAAGAUGGAUUAUGGUUUGUCUCAGGGGUUCUUCUUAUUCCUUGGUUUUGAAUGGAAAUAUUCAAGGGAGGUUUCAAGGUGCUAGAGGGCUUAAACAAGGAGACCCUAUUUCACCUUUAUUGUUUGUAAUAGUGAUGGAUUACCUUACUAGAUUGUUGCUAAAAAUUUCAACGGAGAAAGAGUUCAGGUUUCAUCCCUUAUGUAAGUCUUUAAAGUUGGUUAAUCUCUGUUUCGCGGAUGACCUUCUUUUGUUUUGCAAAGCUAACCAGGAUUCAGUCAGACUUAUACAACAAGUGUUCACUGUGUUUGCUAACUCUUCGGGUCUCACUAUAAAUAAAACCAAAUCCAGAGUUUACAUAGGUGGGCUUGAUGCAGGGGAGAAAGACAAAUUGCUUCAGGAAUUUUGUCUAUUAGAAGGGCAGUUUCCCAUGAGUUAUUUGGGAGUUCCCUUGAGACCGACCAAAUGGAGGGCUAGUGACUGUGAUAUUCUGAUUGAAAAAAUGAGAGCUAGGCUGAAAGGGUGGUCUAAUCAUCACUUAUCUUAUGCUGGCCGGGUUCAUCUAAUCAAUUCAGUAUUGUUGGGGAUUCGAUCCUAUUGGAUGAAUAUUUUCAUUUUACCUCAAAAAGUUGUGAAAGCAAUUGAUAGUCUGUGUUUGAAGUUCCUUUGGGGUGAGAAGGAUAAUAGAAGUAAAAUGCAUAGGAUCUCUUGGGAGCAUGUCAGCAGACCUAAAUGCUUUGGAGGGUUGGGGUUCAAGGAUAGCUUUUCUUGGAACAAAGUAGUGAUGGCUAAGUACUUUUGGGCAAUCUCUUCCAAGCAGGAUUUGUUAUGGGUUAAAUGGGUUAAUGAUGUUUAUCUAAAGGGUGAUUCAAUAAGGGAGUAUCGUUUAAAGCAGAAUACCAGUUGGUAUUGGAGGAGAAUCAUUAAGUUGAGCCAUCUCUGGUCUGGUUCUGAGAUGAAUGCUGCGGUUAGGAAUGGAAAAAUCCAUCUGGGCACCCUGUAUUCGAUUGUGUUUCCUGGUGAGCUGGUGCAGUAUGUAAAGGCUGUCUGGUGUAGACUUUCGGCUCCAAAGCACUAG